This is a messenger RNA of Ailuropoda melanoleuca (giant panda), 1296 nucleotides long. RefSeq names its product tissue factor pathway inhibitor 2 (gene TFPI2). Lineage: Eukaryota; Metazoa; Chordata; Mammalia; Carnivora; Ursidae. Gene Ontology annotation, biological process: negative regulation of peptidase activity. Gene Ontology annotation, molecular function: serine-type endopeptidase inhibitor activity. The transcript is spliced from 5 exons. Gene Ontology annotation, cellular component: extracellular region. The coding region runs from base 306 to 1028 and encodes 240 amino acids. The record is from RefSeq and is a predicted model, not a curated record.
ACGCCCGCCAAGAUAGGAGAAAGUUUGGAAGGCCGGUUCAACCUGGUGGGGAAUUCCUCUCCCCCGCACACUUUCCAACACAGGGCUGCGGGGCGGGCCACAGCCUGUGGGGCGUGAUUCAGUCUCCUGGGCUCCGCACAGGCACGCUCCGCCCCGUCCGGGGUCGGGAGGACACUCACUCUACAUAAAGCAGGCACCCAUCACAUCGGCACCCAAGCUUCCUUGGAGGCUGGACUCCGUGCACCUUCUUCUCGCCGGCACAUUCCAGGAACGCCUCGCCCCGAGGGCCACUCAAACUGGACAGCAUGGACUCUACUGGCCCCCUUGGGGUGUUGCUUCUGCAACUGCUGCUGAUGGGGACCGCGCUGGGCAACGGAGCUCAGAAGGUGCCAGGUUCUCCUUAUGAUCCUUCAGUAGGAAACAAUGCAGAGAUCUGCCUCCUGCCCCUUGACGAGGGGCACUGUCGGGCCCGGAUCCCCAGUUAUUACUAUGACAGGUACACGCAGAGCUGCCGCCUUUUCUUCUAUGGGGGCUGCGGGGGCAACGCCAACAAUUUCGAAACUUUGGAGGACUGCAAUGAAGCUUGCUGGAGGAUAGAGAAAGUUCCCAAAAUUUGCAGGUUGGAAGUCAGUGAGGGGCAGUGUGGAGUGCGCACAGGAGAGUACUUCUUCAAUUUAAGUUCCAUGACAUGUGAAGAAUUCGUAUCUGGCGGGUGUCACAACAAUAAGAACAGGUUCCCGGACAAGGAUACUUGCAUGGGCUUCUGUGCACCAAAGAAAAGACCGUCAUAUUGCUACAGUCCCAAAGAUGAGGGACUAUGCUCUGCUAAGGUGACUCGCUAUUACUUUAAUCCAAGACACACAGCCUGUGAGGCCUUCAACUAUACUGGCUGUGGAGGGAAUGAUAAUAACUUUCAUAACUUGGGGGACUGCACACGUGUUUGUGUAAAAGGUUCGAGGAAUGAAAAGAAUAUGCAGCUGCUGAAGACGGUCUUUCCUCGUAGAAGGCUGAAAACUUACAAGAACUAAUUUUAACCUUUUUCCCGAUGUGUCAUCUUGUGGAUGCUAUCGCCUCUAUGGUUAUAUCUGAAGAAUAUAAUGGUGAUACGGGGAAAUGAAUCAUUAAUGAUAUAUACACCAGUUCUUAUUGCUACAGGUUACUUUUUUGUGUAUUUUUACACAUAACUAGCUGCUAUUCAAAUGUGAACCUAUUAUUUUUAAUUUACUGUUCACCUAUAUUUUAAUGUAGUUGAAUUCUUGCUGUGCAUAAGAUAUAAAAGCAAAUAUGACUCAUCCA